AUGACGGAGCUCGACGAAAUUUUUUCGUCACUCGGAAGCAAGCGUAGCAUGUCUGAGACUAGCACAAACGAAACAAUACAACAAACAAAACGUGCCAAGACGACCGAAGAAAAAAAGCAGAAGAAGAAGACAACGAAGAAGUCGAAAAAUGACACCGCAAAGGACACUUUCGACGGGGCCCCGCAGGUAGCGGAAAAAGCGGGAAGCACACUAAAGCAGCGCGCUCCAGCAGUUGUGCACGAUAUGUCCAGUGCCACUACAGUAUCACAGCCCAAACUAUUGUCCAAGAAGUCGCUUACAGAAGAGGACGCAGAGUUUGCCGACUCGCGCGGCAAAGAACGUACGUGGGGCUACAUUCUGAUUACAGGGAAAAUGACUACAGAAGGAUUUCGCGUUUAUACUGAGGACGAGUUGAAGCUGAAUCAAGGAGGCGACACACCACAUUGUCCUUUCGACUGCGAUUGCUGCUUUUGA
This is a messenger RNA of Malassezia vespertilionis, 474 nucleotides long. RefSeq lists its product as uncharacterized. The coding region runs from base 1 to 474 and encodes 157 amino acids. The transcript has 3 exons. The record is from RefSeq and is a predicted model, not a curated record. Lineage: Eukaryota; Fungi; Basidiomycota; Malasseziomycetes; Malasseziales; Malasseziaceae.